Molecule: messenger RNA, 683 nt
Organism: Sipha flava (yellow sugarcane aphid)
Lineage: Eukaryota; Metazoa; Arthropoda; Insecta; Hemiptera; Aphididae
Exons: 3
Coding region: 174-683 (169 amino acids)
Source: RefSeq, a predicted model, not a curated record
UUUUCAAAAGAAAAAAGGACGGAAACAUAUGAGUUUUGGCUUAAAAAAUAAAACAGAAAAUGUUUCUAAAACACAACAAUUAGAUACACCAUCAACGUGUAGCCAUUCUACUGACAAAAACGUCUUAUGGUCUUAACCAAUUAUUUAAUGUUGAGGGUCGACGUUUAGUUGAUAUGGAUUAUGUAUUCAAGCAAAUUGCUGAAAUCAACCAUAAACCAUUUGGUUGUAAUUUUAAUAAUUUACUUUUGGUCGAAGAGCGUAAAACUGGAUUUUUAAGUGAAUUCUUGUUUACAUGUAACAUGUGUCACAGACAUGAGGUUUAUAAAUCCGAAAAUCCGAGUUCGUCUUUAAUGGACGUCAAUACAUCAAUAGUAACGGCAGUUAUAAAUUCAGAGCAAGGUUUUACUCAGCUAGAAACUUUUUCUGCUAUUUUGAAUAUGCAUAGUAUGUACAACAAGUUGUACCAGAAGCUACACAAGGAUGUUCACAAGUUUACUAGUGAAACAGCUUGGGAGGCAAUGUCACUAGCAGCAGAGGAAGAGGCUAAACUGGCAGUUGCAAACGGUGAUGUAAGAGAAGACGGAGUUCCCAUGAUAACUGUCAUAGCUGAUGGUACUUGGUCGAAAAGAAGCUACAAGUCUAAUUACAAUGUUUUGUCUGGAGUUGUAAGAAGAAAUUAUUAA